Messenger RNA from Neopelma chrysocephalum (saffron-crested tyrant-manakin), 874 nucleotides. It is a transcript of the gene MESD, whose product is annotated as mesoderm development LRP chaperone. The record is from RefSeq and is a predicted model, not a curated record. NCBI's taxonomy places the organism in Eukaryota, Metazoa, Chordata, Aves, Passeriformes, Pipridae. Gene Ontology annotation, biological process: protein folding. Gene Ontology annotation, molecular function: low-density lipoprotein particle receptor binding. Bases 71 to 733 code for a protein of 220 amino acids. The transcript has 3 exons.
UCCUCCCGGCCCGGCCGCGCUGCCCCCGCCCAUAAGGCGGCCGGGGCCGCCUUCCCGACAGCGGCAGAAGAUGGCGGCGGCCGCGGGCUGGGCGCUGCUGGCCCUGGCGCUGUGUGUGAGCGCGGCGGCCGCGGCCGAAGGGCCCGAGGGGAAGCGGCGGGCGGGCCCGCCCAAGAAGAAGGACAUUCGGGACUACAACGACGCGGACAUGGCCCGGCUGCUGGAGCAGUGGGAGAAAGAUGAUGACAUCGAAGAGGGAGAUCUCCCCGAACACAAGAGGCCUCCAGCACCAAUAGAUUUCUCAAAAAUUGAUCCAGGCAAGCCUGAAAGCAUCCUGAAGCUGACAAAAAAGGGGAAGACUUUGAUGAUGUUUGUCACGGUGUCGGGAAAUCCCACAGAAAAGGAGACAGAAGAAAUUACCAGCUUGUGGCAGGGAGGCCUCUUCAAUGCCAACUACGACGUGCAAAGGUUUAUUGUUGGCUCCAAUCGGGCCAUCUUUAUGCUCCGUGAUGGUGGCUAUGCCUGGGAGAUCAAAGACUUCCUGAUAAAUCAAGAAAGGUGUGCGGAUGUCACUCUGGAAGGUCAAGUUUAUCCUGGCAAAGGAGCAGAUGAAAAUGAGAAAGGGAAAAACAAAACGAAACCUGAAAAAGCAAAGAAGAAAAAAGAUGCAGAGAAGAAAUCUAAUGGCAUUAAAGAGGACAACCGAGCGACCAAACAGAGAGAGGAGCUAUGACGGACGCGUUACCCAGACUGAACCCUGCUCUGCUGCUCCUUGAAGGGAAUCUCCUUAUGAGUCCUGGGUUUUUGGGGGUGGAGGGGAGGAAGCAGAGACUACUGAGGUUUAAAUUUUUGUGUUGAAAUUCACCAGUUUACU